This is a messenger RNA of Mugil cephalus (flathead mullet), 1245 nucleotides long. Its product is annotated as zinc finger protein basonuclin-2-like. Gene Ontology annotation, cellular component: nucleus. Bases 1 to 1245 code for a protein of 414 amino acids. The transcript is spliced from 8 exons. Gene Ontology annotation, biological process: regulation of DNA-templated transcription. NCBI's taxonomy places the organism in Eukaryota, Metazoa, Chordata, Actinopteri, Mugiliformes, Mugilidae. The record is from RefSeq and is a predicted model, not a curated record.
AUGAGGAUGAGUCCAGACACAGACCAGUCCAUCAGGUGCACCGUGUCCAGCUGCAGCUGUGUGCGUUUCAAACCAGGAAGUGUCCAGCUAAGGUCAUGUGACCACUGUGGACACGGCUGGGUGGCUCACGCCCUCGAUAAGCUCCAGGCCCAUCCUCCGUCCCGUUGCGGCCCAGUGGAGGUGGCCCUUCCUGGGCUGGUGUUCGACCUGAGCUCCCUGGUCCUGUACGGAGCUCAGGCCGUUCCCGUCCGGCUGAAGAUAUUACUGGACCGCCUCUACAGCGUCCUGACCCCAGAGCAGGUCGGCCACAUACUGCACGCCCUGAACUGGAGCCUGGGGGACUAUGUUAGAGGGUACAUGCUGCAGUAUCCCAGAGGAAAGGUGUUGGACCACUGGUUCAUGGCGACUCCUGAAGAAGAGCUGCUCAUCCUCCAACAGUUCCUUCGCUUCGGCGAGACACGCCCCAUAGUCGAGUUGAUGACCAUUCAGUGCAUGGAGGCUGUCAAUCACAUCUCCGAUCCAGAGCUAAAACUCACCUUAAAGAGCUUCCAAUCAAACAUCAACACCAAUAUGGGAACUCUGACGAUGUUAAGGAACUCAAGAGACUCACAAUUCAUAGCUGGUGUCAGACUUGUGGAGAAAAACAUUCCUGUUGAGCAACUCGACACUCUGCAACAUUUUGAAAGCUUCCCAGGUGGACUCUCUUUACUUCUGCCUUUCCACUUUCCAAGCUCUGCCUUCCAGUGUUUGGUUCCCCCCACCAAGGAGCUUGUUCUUCCCACUAAGCUAACACAGAGCCUCCGACAGCCCGGGGGGGCAAAACUGACUGAGAGAAAGAGGAAUGAAGGAGGAAGACGAGAAGGAGAGUCUGAUCUGAACUUCCAUCACUCUGAAGAUGAACAGGUGUUAAAAGUUAAAACAGAUCCUGAUAAGCCAAACCCUCCCAGGUCCGACCACAACUGCAUGGUCUACAACAGCCCGAAGCCUGAUCUUUGCAGGGGAACUACCUCUUCAUCCUUAAACUUCUCACCAGUCCCUUCUUCAACUUCACUCUAUUCAUCCAACUCCUCACUUUCCUCCUCGCUUCUGAACAUUUCCAAGAAGUUGCAAGAGGUCGGAAGGGGAGGGUCUGCUGUGGUGUUUGUGGCAAAAGCUUCUACGAUAAAGUCCAAUUCAAGUUCUACCAUUCUUAUUGUUGUGGAGUUCCCCAAGGGCUACAUCAAGAUCCCCUUCUUGUGUCACUGA